Messenger RNA from Arabidopsis lyrata subsp. lyrata, 2130 nucleotides. RefSeq names its product glutamate--cysteine ligase, chloroplastic. Gene Ontology annotation, biological process: glutathione biosynthetic process; modified amino acid biosynthetic process. Gene Ontology annotation, molecular function: glutamate-cysteine ligase activity. The transcript is spliced from 13 exons. NCBI's taxonomy places the organism in Eukaryota, Viridiplantae, Streptophyta, Magnoliopsida, Brassicales, Brassicaceae. The coding region runs from base 371 to 1846 and encodes 491 amino acids. The record is from RefSeq and is a predicted model, not a curated record.
CAAAAUAUAUGUUGGAUAUAGGUUUUUUCCUUAUAUUUUACAUUUCAACAUUACAUAAUUUUGAGAUCCGUUGCUAUAUCUUACUUAAAUGUUUUUUAAAAAACUUAUUAAUAUAAGACAGAUUAUUUACGGACUAUUUAGCUGCAGUUGAAAGAUUAAUCUCCAAAAUUCUCAUGACAUUCUCUCAAAAAUCUCGCAAAGAAAAAGAAAUGUUUAGUCAGCAAAAUUUCGUCUCUAAUUGGUAACUUGUCUUGUUAUAGUGGUACUUAAUUCAUUCGAAGUACUGAUAAUAUGACUAAUGUAUAUGUAUGGGUUAUAGAAUAGUUUCUACAUUUACCUUUGGUUUGACUUAAUUCAUUUGAACUAAACCAUGGCUCUCUUACUCUCUUCUUCUGGGAUUGUUGCUGUGAUAAACUCGGGUGCUUAUGUUAGCUUCUCACCCAAGCAAUCUCUUACUUGUAAAAGAAGCAAGGUAGUUGCAGGCAAUCAAGUGAAUAUGCCAACCUCAAGCGCUUCAUCUGUAGUCGCGACCAAGCCACUGACCAAAGAAGAUCUGAUUGCCUAUUUUGCUUCUGGAUGCAAACCAAAGGAAAUGUGGAGAAUAGGUACAGAACAUGAGAAAUUCGGUUUUGAGGUCAAGACUUUGCGCCCUAUUAAAUAUGAACAAAUUACUGCAUUGCUUAAUGGUAUUGCUGAGAGAUAUGGUUGGGAUAAGGUGAUGGAGAAAGAAAGAAUCAUUGGUCUAAAACAAGGAAUGCGAAGUAUUUCACUAGAACCAGGAGGCCAACUAGAGCUAAGUGGAGCACCUCUAGAGACGUUGCACCAAACUUGUGAUGAGAUCCGUUCACAUCUUCACGAGGUGAAAACUGUUGCUGAAGAAUUGGAAAUUGGUUUCUUAGGAAUUGGCUAUGAACCCAAAUCUAGUCUCGAGGAUGUAACUAUUGUGCCCAAGGGAAGGUUUCACUUUAUAACAGACCACUUAACCAGAGCUAGCACAACGGGACCUGACGUGUUUUUCAGAACGUGUACUGUUCAGGUCAAUCUAGACUAUAGCUCAGAAACCGAUAUGAUCAGGAAGUUUCGCGCUAGUCUAGCUUUGCAACCUGUCGCGACUGCUAUAUUCGCAAAUUCCCCUUUUAGUAAUGGAAAACCAAAUGGGUUUUUAAGCGUGAGGAGUCACAUGUAUAUAGAUUCUGAUAAGAAGCGCACAGGGAUGAUACCUUUUGUUUUCGAUGACUCAUUCGGGUUUGAGCGGUAUGUCGAAUACGCUCUUGAUCUUCCAAUGUUGUUCUUAAUUCGAAACGAAAGCUAUCUCGACUGUAAAGGAAUGACAUUUCGGGAUUUCAUGUCAGGGAAAAUUUCUCACCUCUCGGAUGAACAACCAACCAUUAACGACUGGGAAAUUCAUUUAGGAACAAUAUAUCCAGAGGUCCGGUUAAAGAGAUACUUGGAGAUGAGAGGUGCUGAUGGAGGUCCCUUGGGGAUGUUAUGUGCCCUACCAGCUUUUUGGGUGGGUUUGCUAUACGAUGAGGACUCUCUCCAAGCUGUUCUCGAUAUGAUCUAUGAUUGGACUCCUGAAGAAAGAGAGAUGCUUAGGACUCAAGUUCCAAUCACUGGCCUAAAGACAAUGUUUAGAGAUAUUCCUUUGAGACAUGUUGCUGAAGAUCUCCUAAAGCUUGCAAAGGAUGGUUUGGAGCGUAGAGGCUACAAUGAAACCGGUUUCUUGAACGCUGUCACCGAGGUGGUUAAAACAGGGGUUACGCCUGCAGAGAAGCUCUUGAAGUUGUACAAUGGAGAAUGGGGACAAAACAUAGAUCAUGUGUUCCAGGGACUGCGGUACUCUUGAAGUUGUACAAUGGAGAAUGGGGACAAAACAUAGAUCAUGUGUUCCAGGGACUGCGGUACUAAAAAAGAUGAACUAUGACCACGAUAAGAGAUGAAGAACGUUCAAAAACUCAUUUGCAGUCGAAUAAAUUAUUUAAUAAUAUUCCCCAGUCGUUUGAAAAAUAAAACUUGUUAUUGAUGUGUUGUGGAGAAAACGGUAGUUCAUGGAAUAAAAAUAUUGUUGUAAUUCACGGAAUAAGAAUAUUGUUGUAAUUUUUGUUGUAACAAAACAUUGUUGUAGUUUAA